UUGCAGCAGCAGCAGCAGCGAGCAGCCACGGCAUCCGCUGCAGCGGCAGCCGCAGCCUUUGCGCCAAGGGCGUCCGCAGCAGCGGCGGCGGCAGCAUGGCCAGCCCUCCGGAGAGCGACGGCUUCUUCUCCGACGUGCGGAAGGUGGGUUACCUGCGCAAACCCAAGAGCAUGCACAAACGCUUCUUCGUGCUGCGGGCGGCCAGCGAGGCCGGAGGCCCGGCCCGGCUGGAGUACUACGAGAACGAGAAGAAGUGGAGGCACAAGUCCGGGGCCCCCAAGCGCUCCAUCCCCCUGGAGAGCUGCUUCAACAUCAACAAGCGGGCCGACUCCAAGAACAAGCACCUGGUGGCCCUCUACACCCGGGACGAGCACUUCGCCGUCGCCGCCGACAGCGAGUCGGAGCAGGAGAGUUGGUACCAGGCCCUGCUGCAGCUGCACAACCGGGCCAAGGGCCACCACCACCCGCCUCACCACGAAACGGCCUCCGCCGCCUUCGGGGCGGGCGGCGGGGCCGGCGGCUGCACCGGGAGCCUGGGGCCGGGGGAGGCCGGGGAGGACGGCGGCUACGGGGAGGCGGCCCCGGGACCGGCCUUCAGAGAGGUCUGGCAGGUGAUCCUCAAGCCCAAGGGCCUGGGCCAGACCAAGAACCUCGUCGGCAUCUACCGGCUGUGCCUGACCGACAAGACCAUCAGCUUCGUCAAGCUCAACUCGGAGGCGGCGGCCGUGGUCCUGCAGCUGAUGAACAUCCGACGCUGCGGCCACUCGGAGAACUUCUUCUUCAUCGAGGUGGGGCGCUCGGCCGUGACCGGCCCGGGGGAGUUCUGGAUGCAGGUGGAUGACUCGGUGGUGGCCCAGAACAUGCACGAGACCAUCCUGGAGGCCAUGCGGGCCAUGAGCGAAGAGUUCCGGCCCCGCAGCAAGAGCCAGUCGUCGUCCAACUGCUCCAACCCCAUCUCGGUGCCCCUGCGCCGCCACCACCUGGGCAACCCCCCGCCCAGCCAGGUGGGGCUCAGCCGUCGCUCCCGCACCGAGAGCGUCACGGCCACGUCGCCCGCCGGCGGGGCCGGGGCCAGGCCCAACUCUUUCCGCGUCCGCGCCUCCAGCGACGGCGAGGGCACCAUGUCGCGCCCGGCCUCGGUGGACGGGAGCCCCGUGAGCCCCAGCGCCAACCGGACUCACUCGCACCGGCACCGGGGCGGUUCCCGCCUGCACCCGCCCCUCAACCACAGCCGUUCCAUCCCCAUGCCCUCGUCGCGCUGCUCUCCCUCGGCCACGAGCCCCGUCAGCCUGUCGUCCAGCAGCACCAGCGGCCACGGCUCCACCUCGGACUGCCUCUACCCGCGGAGGUCCAGCGCCUCGGUGUCGGGCUCCCCCAGCGACGGGGGCUUCAUCUCCUCCGACGAGUACGGCUCCAGCCCCUGCGACUUCCGCAGCUCCUUCCGCAGCGUCACCCCGGAUUCCCUCGGCCACACCCCCCCGGCCCGGGGGGAGGAGGAGCUGGGCAACUACAUCUGCAUGGGGGGCAAGGCCGCGCCCGGCCCGACGGCCCCCAACGGCCACCACGUCCCGCCCCGGGGGGGCGGCGGCGGCGGCCUCCGCUGCCCCUCCGGGCCGGCGCCGGGCCGGGCGGGCGACGACGCCGGCGACUCGGAGAAGGGUUUCCGGAAGAGGACUCACUCGGCGGGCACGUCCCCGACCAUCUGCCACCAGAAGACGCCCUCUCAGUCCUCCGUGGCCUCCAUCGAGGAGUACAUCGAGAUGGUGCCCUCCUGCCCGGGGGCCGGCCCGGGGGGCCGGCUGCCCUCUCACCGCCACUCGGCCUUCGUGCCCACCCGUUCCUACCCCGAAGGGGGUCUGGAGGCGCACCCUCCGGAGGCACGCGGCGGCAGCCACCACCCCCACCGGGCCCACCCCCCGGGGCCCCACACGGACGACGGCUACAUGCCCAUGUCCCCCGGGGUGGCCCCGGUGCCCGGUGGCCGCAGAGGGGGCGGGGAUUACAUGCCCAUGAGCCCCAAGAGCGUGUCGGCCCCGCAGCAGAUCGUCAACCCCGGCAGGCGUCACGCCCAGCGGGUGGACCCCAACGGCUACAUGAUGAUGUCCCCGAGCGGCAGCUGUUCGCCCGACGGGGGCGGCGGGUCCGGCGGCGGCGGCGGCGCCGGGGGCGGCGGCGGCUACGGGAAGCUGUGGCUGAACGGGGGCGGAAACCACCACCACCCCCAUCACCACCACCACCAUCACCACCACCACCACCACCCGAAGCUCCCCGGAGAGAGCAACGACGGGAAGCUGUUACCCGGCGGCGGCGACUACAUCAACAUGUCCCCGGCGGGGGACUCCGCCACCGGCAGCCCCUCGGACUGCUACUGCGGGCCCGGCGACCCGCACCACAAGCCCGUCUAUUCCUACUUCUCCUUGCCCCGCUCCUUCAAGCACACCCAGCGGCGGGGCGAGGCCGAGGACGGCGGCCACCAUCACUUGCGCCUCUCGGUCAGCUCCGGCCGCCUUCUCUACGCGGCGGCAGCCGAAGACUCCUCCUCGUCCACCAGCAGCGACAGCCUGGGAGGGGGCCAGGAGGGCGGCCACCCCCACCAGGCAGCGCAGCAGCACCAGCUGCCUCGCCGAGUGGACACGGCCGUGCAGACCAGGGGCCGCCCGACCAGGCCUACCCGACUGUCACUGGACGGGCCCAAGGCCAGCACGUUGCCCAGGGCGCGGGAGCAGCAGCAGCCGCCGCUGCUCCCUCCGGAGCCCAAGAGCCCAGGGGAGUACGUCAACAUCGAGUUCGUGGGCGACCCGCCCGGCUUCUCGCGGGGUUCCGCCGUCUCCCUCUGCUCCCCCGCCGUCCGGUGCCAGCCCCAGCUGCACCCCGCCCCGCGGGAGGAAGAGGCUAACUCCGAGGAAUACAUGAACAUGGACCUGGGGCCUCCCCGGCAGCCCGUCCGCCCGGAAGGCCGCGCGGCUAAACCGGGCCGAGGGGGAGCCCUCCCGACGGGGACGGGGACGGGAGGCGUCGGCCGGCCCGGCCGAGCGAUGGCGGGCGGCCGGGAUUACGUGGCCAUGCACGUGGGCGGGCCUUGCCCGGGCUGGGCGGAGACGCCCCCGGCCGUCCUGCUCGGCUACCCCGACUCGCGGGCGGGCUGCCCCGUGGAGACGUCGAGUCCCCCUCGUUCGACGUCCGAGGCCCCGUCUUCCUCCGCCGCUUCCCCUUCGUCCUCCCCCCAGCACCGGGGCCAGGCCGAGCUGGCCGGGCACGCCGCUCUGCUUGGCGGCCCCCAGGGGCCGGGGGCGAUGAGCGCCUUCACCCGGAUCAGCCUCAGCCCCGGCCGCAACCAGAGCGCCAAGGUCAUCCGGGCCGACCCUCAAGGGUGCCGGAGGCGGCACAGCUCGGAGACCUUCUCCUCCGCCUCGAGCGCCGCCCGGGGCAACGGCCUCGCCCCGGCCUACGCGGGGGGUGCCGGCGGCGGGGCCGCGGGGGGCGGCGGCGAGGACGUGAAGCGCCACAGCUCUGCCUCCUUCGAGAACGUGUGGCUCAAGCCCGGUGAGCUGGGGGGCCCUCCCACCAGGAGGGAGCCGCCCCAGCCCUGUGCCGGUGGAGGAUUGGAGAACGGACUCAACUACAUCGACCUGGACUUGGCCAAGGAUUUUAAUCACCGCCCCCAGGAGUGUCUCCCUGGGCUCCAGCCUCCUCCUCCUCGUCAGCCUUGCGGCAGCGGGAGCAGCCGCUCCAGUGAGGAUUUAAGCGCCUACGCGAGCAUCAGCUUCCAGAAGCCACCCGAGGACCUCCAGUAGCAUUAUGGAAAAUUCAGCAGAAUGAUGACCUAUACAACCUCAGCAAAUCCUUCUUUAACUCAUGGGUAUCCGGACUCUAAAAGCUUCAUAUCUAUAUCACAACUAGGACCUCAGAUCCUCUUCCUCAAUAGAUGGUACGAUACAUCCAGUUUAGUUUGUUUACUUUACACAAACCUCAGGAGUUAGUUGACUGAACCGCACAUUCUCUAUUGUACCAAGCAAAAAAGCACUGUGACAAACCAGGACGUAGAGUCUGCCUAACUUCAUCCUCAAAAUCAUACAAGGACUUUAGCUGGCCACGAUGAACUGAUGUGCACACCACUAUAUCAUGUGAGAAUGGGUUUACUACUAGCACAUUUACACAAUACAUUAAAUUUCAUUUGCUGCUGAAAACCUGACAAAUCAGUGUAAAUUAUUCCGUACAAAACUUUUAAUGUGGGUUGAAGAGUAUUAAAUAUUUAACAUAGGUUUUGAUUUAUACAUGUAAUUUUUUAAUUAAAAGGUAACUUUUUUCCUACAACACAUCUUUUUUUUGGAUGUGGAACUGAGGUAUACUAUGAUCUGUUGUAAACAGAGUGGGAAAACUGCUUAAAACAAGGCUAAUAAGAAUAGAGUAGGGUACUAUUCUUGUUUUAAGAUUAUAAUUCAGAAAAUAAUAUAAUAUAAAUCACAGGCCUUCAAAUGGCCUUCGAUUGUACAGUUAUAUUUACUGAUACCGUUUCUUGUAAUAUAACCCCGAUGUGGAGCUGAAUUCCUUACAAAAGAUAAUAAAUUUUGUACUUCUCCUGUAAGACAAUAGGCUGUGUCAACCAAACAGAAGACAAAUUUACUGUAUUUGGUAUUUGCAAGUUUCAGCUCAAACUCAUCAAUUGCACAAAAAAAAUGAGAAAAAAUCAAAGUCUUCCGCUGUAUAUAUUGUAAAAAAAAAAAAAAAAAGCAUUUGGGUGAAUCCUUCAAAUCAAAACUCUCCUUGGAAUGAACAAUUGUGGGUGUUUGUAAAUUCUGGAAAUCUCUUUCUAUGGUAAUAAACUAGAUACUGUUUAUCUUUUUUUCUUCCCCUUUUGUAAGUUGUCUAUCCCUUUUCCUCUAAUCUUUCAGUGCACACAAAUAUUUUAUUCCUGUUUUGUCUUGAGAAUGGUGAGGCAAGUAAGUGCUUGCUGUAUUGAAAUUAAAAUUCCAGAGAGGGUAUUACUACAACUAGGAGAACUCAUCUCACUCUACUUAAAAGAAAAAAAAACAAAAAAAAACCCUUAUCUCGUGUUUUCUGAGAACUUUGGGUGUAAAGUCUUUAAAAGAAUGUAAUUGACCCAUUACGCUUAUAGAGCCCUGGCCUGUUGACGAUUAUUUAAUAAAACACAGGUAUAUAGAGCACUUAAAGGGAAAAUAGCGUACCAUGUACACAUCGUAUCAGUGGAGAAAAACAGAGUUCUAUCCUUUUCCUGUUUGAGAGGGUGGUGUAUCUUGGGAUUUUUCUUUGAGAAAGAAUAAAUUGUAUUGAACAUGUCUUUCAAGAAAUAAUAUUGCCUGCAGAUCUUUUUGUUUUAAUCAGUGAACGUUCUGAUGGUUUAACUUCAAUAGUCUACCCGGCACUAAUCUCCUCUGGUUUUCUCCACACACCCUGCUCUGCAAAAACAGAAAAACUGCAGGGGAUGGAGUUAAAUUGAGACUCCUCAUCCUCUAUGAGGGCUGUGCUACUGUUGACUAAACCUAAUGGCACGUAUCUCUCCGCCAUUUACCUUGUACAUAUCUCAAGCAUCAGCACAAUAUUUUACAUGUUCUGCAAAGAAUACGUGUCUAGCCAUAAGCAUCCAUUGAACUUUUUCCAAAGGACUUGUGGACACACUUAUUGGUUUUAGUAUAGAAUGCUAUUUUCAUAAAUAUAUUUUUGAUAAAAACCUGGCCUUUAAAGACCUUUGCCUUUCAUAUAAUUUGAGGUUUCCUAGCCAAAUGGAUUUACCCUCUGUUUUUUUCUUGGUUUUGACUCAUCCUUUAUUCCUCCAAGAUUUCCUGAGUUCUUAUCAAAUAAAUGACCAUAAUCAGCACACCUGCUU
This is a messenger RNA of Ornithorhynchus anatinus (platypus), 5845 nucleotides long. RefSeq names its product insulin receptor substrate 1 (gene IRS1). Lineage: Eukaryota; Metazoa; Chordata; Mammalia; Monotremata; Ornithorhynchidae. The record is from RefSeq and is a predicted model, not a curated record. Gene Ontology annotation, molecular function: insulin receptor binding; phosphatidylinositol 3-kinase binding. Gene Ontology annotation, biological process: insulin receptor signaling pathway. Gene Ontology annotation, cellular component: plasma membrane; cytosol. The transcript has 2 exons. Bases 96 to 3794 code for a protein of 1232 amino acids.